Messenger RNA from Polistes dominula (European paper wasp), 2209 nucleotides. RefSeq lists its product as uncharacterized. The record is from RefSeq and is a predicted model, not a curated record. NCBI's taxonomy places the organism in Eukaryota, Metazoa, Arthropoda, Insecta, Hymenoptera, Vespidae.
GAAGAUUCAUCUGUGGAAACUCCAACAACAAAUUCAGUUCGUCGUUCGACUAUGAAAAUAAUAAAUAAAAAACCACCUAAUGCAAUUACAAUGGCGAAACAAGCACGCGAACUUGAGAAUCAAUACUUCGUUAAAAAGAAACGUUUCGUGUUGCUUAAAACUCAACUUAUGCAAAAACAAAAAACCACACAAGAUUUAUAUCAAGAUAUAAUACAAUUACGUGAUAAAAUGAUAUUAAAUGGUGCAAAGGAUCCUGGAAAAUUGGAAGAAUUGAAAAUCAUUGAAAUCGAUUCGUCCAGAAUUCAAACAAUUUUACCAAAAAUUCAAAAACAUUCCAUUAUGAUCGUAACGAUGGAAAAUAAUAUAAACGAUAUUACUGAUGAAUCGAAAAAAGAUAUUAAUGAUUUUAAUAGGGAAAUAAUAAUGCGUAUUGAAUCUUAUCGUAAAGACAAUACUGCGUUGAAGUCGCAAUUGGAAGAAAUAAAAACAAUUCAAUUAGAUAUGAUGAAAGAAUUGAUGAAAAAUAUUCAGGAUUUUUACAACGAAUAUGAAAAUUGUCGUACACGUAUGAAAGAAUUAUCCAAAACUUUGGACGAGUAUAAAGAUAUACGUGAUAAAUUGACUAUUAUUACCGAAGAAUUACAAAUUGAACGUAAUAAACAUAAUUUAACGAAAGAACGUCGUACACAAAAUGAAAUACAAUUGCAAAGAUCGCGCGGCAAAAUUCGUGAUCUUGAAAAUAAAAUAACAAAUGACGAAAGUAAAAUACAACAAUUACAAAUGCAAAAUAAAUCAUUGGAAAAUCAAAUUAAAACGAAGGAACAAAUUAUGGAACAACGUUUGAAGGAUAUGCAAAAGACAAUAAGGAACAGCGAAGGAUUGGUUACGAAAAUGGAAAAACAACGGGACAGUUUUGAAGCACGGCUGAUGGAAUUGAAGGAAACUAUGAACUGUAAGGAAUUAGCUGCUGAAAAUGCCAUGAAAAACAUGAAAGACCAAUUGGGUGCCAUGAUCGUCGAAAUCAAUCUGGAAAAAGAAAAAAGGCAAACAGUGGAAAAAGAAUUGACCGUAAUGCAGGAACGUUACAAAGAACUUGAAGUAACGAGUCAAGAAAUGUGCAAACUCUUGGAACAGAAUAAAAGUUUUGCGAUAACAGACGGCAGUCAUACGGAAAACGAGCUUCGUUUGUUCAACGAUUUAAAACUUGCACGAGAGGAACUUGAAGAACAGAGAGUAACUAUAAUGAAAUUACAACAGGAGAAGGAAGAAAUAACUUCGGUGAUGCAUCAAGCGGCUAAUAACGCCGAGGACGAAUCUAACAAUAAAUUAAUAGCAGAACUUAUGAUCAAGUCUAAAGAAAUUCGUGAAGUUACGAUGAAACGUAAUCAUUUGCAACAAAUUAACGAAAAUCUUCAAAAACGUAAUAAAGCAUUGGAGGAACAAAUUCAAGAGAUACAAAAUCGUUUGCAAGUACAAAUGAAAGAGGGUGGUAAAACUGCGGUUAACGUUCUUGUUAUUGAACUUCAACAACAGAUAUCCGAUCUUCGUAAUAGUUUAGCAGAUGCAACAUCACAUACUGCCGAGUUAGAGACAGCACUUACGCAAAAGCAACUUGAGCUUGAACAACGUGAUCGUAUAAUGAGAGAACAAAGUAAAUUUCUCAAAGUUAGGGACGAGUUGUUGAGUCUUAUAAAAGGAAAAAAUAAUCAAAUUGAUAAAGAUCAUUCUAAUGACGACGAUGACGAACAUCAUAAAGAUAUUGAUGAAAUAAACAAACAAAUAAUCGCUAAAACAGAAGCCAUACAAGAAUUGUACGCAACAUUAGAAAACAAACAGAUGCAGAUAUUACGUUUGGAAAAAAUAGUUAAACAAAUGGAAGAUCAUCAGGAUCAUGCGCAGGCACAGAGAACACGUUUGGAGAAUCGUAUAGCUCAAUUGGAACUGGCAUUACAGGAAAAAAACAGAGAUCAUCGGAGUAGAGGGUUUGGCAUCCUGUAAGAAACAUUCUUGUCAUCGCCAUUUACUACUAGCACUGUAAAAUUAUAAUAUUUUUUAGAAGAAUUUUAAAUACAUAUCUCGUUUUUGAUAUCGUUUAAAAAAAAAAAAAAAACCAUUGUACGCAAUUGUAUGAAUUUUUGUUUGUUAAUUGAUAGUAAGUCCACUGAUGAUAUAUCUUUUUGUUUAUCUACAGAAUAAUUAAUUUACAUAG